AUUCUUCCUUAAAAAUUUCUUUACUCUUUGAACAAUGACACUUGACUAUCGGCAAGCGGGUUACCAUCGUUCGAUCGUGCUCGGCUCUUGUCGGUCGGGGAUCGUUCGUCUCUCGUCUUUGGAAUCGUCUGGUUUGUGGAUAGUCUUACUCGUUUUGUUCUGGGUUGGAACUUCCCUUUUGGCGUACGUGAAAUUAUUCGUCUUCCGUAGUUUUUUAAACUCAAGAUACGCCAAAAAUGCCAAAAGGAAGAGGAAAAAUGGUGAAUCAUAAGGGCAAGCAUCGCCGCUUCACUAACCCUGAAGAACUAGAAGAACAAAAGAAAAGGGAAGAGAAUGAAAAGAAAUGGAGAGAAGCUCGGGGUGAUGCAUCAUCUGGAGAUGAAAGUGGGAAGGCAGAGGAUUCAGAAUCUGAGUCAGAGGAAGAGUCUAGUGAGGAGGAGGAGACAAAAGCAAAAGGAGUAGAAGGACUAAUCCAAGUAGAAAAUCCUAAUAGAGUCCAGAAAAAGACUAAAAAGCUUACUGCAAUUAAUGAAAUAGUGAAAGACUCAACAAAACCUGAAUUAUCCAGGAGAGAAAGAGAAGAAUUAGAAAAGCAACGAGCACAUGCAAAUUAUCAGCGUCUACAUGCUGAAGGGAAAACUGAGGAAGCUCGAGCAGACCUUGCUCGGUUAGCUAUAAUAAAACAACAGAGGGAGGAAGCUGCGAAACGACGUGAAGAGGAAAGAAAACAGAAAGAAGCAGCUAGACAGUCAAAGACUGCACAAAUGCAGAAGGCCUUGGGUAAAAAGACGACUUGACUGCAACAAUCACUUAUCUCGAAUGUUUGUUUAAAUUUUAUACUAUAAUUUCUUUGCAUCAUCUGUACAUUGCUGAAUAAUGAUUGCUUUUGUUUUUUGUAUCAUCUAUGCUGUGAAGCAUUUUUAAAUUAUUGAAACUUAACAAAUGUAUUGAUGCAAUGCAAUUGCAUUGGUUCAGGUUGUUGAUGUGGGUCUUCAUCCCUCCCGUGGCUGCAAGCUUAGUUUUUGGCUUGCUAAAAUAUUAACUCAUUUCCUUUUUAUUGAACUAUCUAAUGAAAAAUAUUCACAUAUGAAAAAAUAUUCGAUUAACUAAUUUUGCUCCAAACGCUAAAUGUUCAGACCCUUUCAAGGAAAAUAGUAGAUCUGUCUUAAUGUCCAAGCACGACUCAUUUUAAAAAACUUUUUUUUCCAAGAUAUCUCAAAAACAAGAAAACUACAAACAAUACAAUUAACAUGUUGGAUAAGUGGAUAUAUGUCUGAAUGUUAUACAUUUCCAAUGUUCUAAAUUAUAAUUUACAUGCCGUUGUGAGCUGCUAUGUUGUAAUUUGUACAAAGAUAUGAAUAAAUUAGAAUAUACUCCGAAGGAGAAUUUUGUUGAAUUGAUCUAAUAUGUAGUAACUUUUUUCUUACUAUGGUUUCUUAACUUUCUAGGAUAUAGUACAUUAAGAUAUGCAGAAGACAGUGUGCUUUAUCCUUGAAGAUAUUUUUGUUUGUUUUCUUUGUUCCUUUUGGGUACAUAAAGAAUUAUAUGGUAAUUACCCAAUUCAAUUUUUUUUUUUUGUGCACAAAUAGAUGAUUUUUAGCAUUUAUUUCAAAACAUCACUUUUUUUCUUGUAUUUUUUUCUUUGAUACCCAACAUUUAGUACUUUCUUACCUUUUGCAAUUGGUUAGGUAUGUUAUAAUCUUGAUAGAGAAUUCAUAUUGCAUUUAAAUUUGUUUUCAUUGUAGGAAAGAAGAAAGAUAAUUGUUUUGUCAAUUUUCAAUAUAAUAAAAGUUCACAGGUCAGUGGUCUUUGCCAUUUCCUUUCUCACAGAAUUACUUUGACACUUGUUUCUUAACUCUGACAAAAAUGGAGUUUGGAGUAACUUUUAUGUGGUUGAAAGUGUGUUUAAUUGUUGCACAAAAGAUUUUAGUAUUUCUGGAAGUAAUCUAUUCCCUUAACAGCUUGUUAUAGUCAAUUGCUUCUUUAUUAUAGUGAAGUACAGCAGUGAACUGCAGUAUUUUGAAUGUUAACAGGACAAGGAAUAAUAUCAAAUUUCCAUGUAUUUUGACUGACAUGAAAUUUAUUCUAGAAGCCAGUUGACCGAUAAACUUUUAAAUCUAUGAAAAAUCUGUUUAUAUUUUUGGAACCUAGAGAAUGCUUUGAAGAUCUAAAACAUAUAAUUUAAUAUUUUUUAAUUUAAUCAAGGCAGGUUAUUGGGGGUUGGGCAUUGGAAAGAAUUGUUCUAUAGUUGGCAACAUUUUGAAAAAUAUAUUUCUAUCAGGGCUAUAAUAUACAAGAUCAAAAAGCUAACAGUAGCAACAUGUUAAUUAAAUGCUUAAGCCUACUCUUUCUCAUACAAUUACUGUAAACAAUAUGGAAGGAAAUAAUAAAUAAUUACAACACUUUGCUACCACAAAACAAAAAGAGGAACUGAAGCUAUAUAUUUUGCUUUUGGUAUACAAUGUUAUAAAUACCACUAGCAAAAAUGGUUCAAACUAAUAUAUUCAUUGUUAAUGAUGAAUUUUUGAAAAUUACAAUAGUUAAACUUUUUG
Messenger RNA from Gryllus bimaculatus (two-spotted cricket), 2552 nucleotides. NCBI's taxonomy places the organism in Eukaryota, Metazoa, Arthropoda, Insecta, Orthoptera, Gryllidae. The record is from the annotation of a GenBank genome assembly.